Molecule: messenger RNA, 1299 nt
Organism: Guillardia theta CCMP2712
Lineage: Eukaryota; Cryptophyceae; Pyrenomonadales; Geminigeraceae
Exons: 4
Biological process (GO): nuclear-transcribed mRNA poly(A) tail shortening
Cellular component (GO): CCR4-NOT complex; cytoplasm; nucleus
Molecular function (GO): poly(A)-specific ribonuclease activity
Source: RefSeq, a predicted model, not a curated record
GUCGAAGAGUUCAUGAAAGCCUGGCCCUUUCACAAGAGACACAAGUCGUCUGCUGCCUCGCUGCGGAGGGAGGGAGAGCUGCUGAAGCCUCGCCGACAAGACCCGUCGAGAGAUUUCGUCAAUGUUUGGCAGGAGAUCAGUCAGAGCAGAGUCUACGUUCCUCAGAAGCAGGAUGUUGGCAGGAUUCUUAAGCUUGAAUGCAAGUCCAUGAGCAUCGAGUCAGCGGAGGUAAUGCAAGCGCCUCCUCUCGCUCCUGCUCGCAGCAUGAUGGAGGUACCGCAACCUCCCAACAGCUUCGACCCGCGAGCUCCCAAGGCCACCUUCAAGGUCCUCACCUACAACUGCCUGGCCGACAUCUACGCCAACCCCCAGGCCUACCCCUACACGCCCUCCUGGGCCCUCCCCUGGAACUUUCGCAAGAGGAACUUGCUGCGAGAGAUCCUCGGGUACCAGGCAGACGUGCUGGCGCUGCAGGAGGUGCAGGCGGAUCACUGGAAGGAGUUCUUAGAGCCUCAGCUGGACGCGGCAGGGUACCAGGGGGUGUACAAGCAGAAGACGAGGGAGAGCAUGGGGCAGGACGGGAAGAUGGACGGGUGUGCCAUCCUCUUCCGCAAGUCUCGUUUCUCUCUGGUGGAGAAGCAUGCUCUAGAGUUCAACCAUGUCGCCAUGUCGCGAGCGAGGGGCGUCGGAGGGAAGGGAGGGCUGAGCGAACGCGCCCUCCAGUGCCUCCUCAAGGAUAACGUCGCCCUCGUCCUCGUCCUCGAGAUGUCCAUCAACGGCCAGCCCGCCGGCCCCUCCGGCCGCAUCUGCGUAGCGACGACGCACAUCUAUCAGAACCAAGGCUUCCCCAACGUGAAGAUGUGGCAAGUGAUGACGCUGGUCCAGGAGCUGCAGAAGUUCACCGUCCCUCGCCAACUUCCUCUGAUCCUCACGGGCGACUUCAACUCGCAGCAGGACAGCUCUGUGUACGAGUUCCUUCAGCGAGGGACCGUCAACCCCAACCACUCGGAGCUGCAGGACGAUCCGCAGGGCAUCCUAGAGCACGCUGACAUCCGGCACAAUUUACAGCUCAGGGACAGUUACAGCGCCCUGGGGAAGGACUUCUACUCCAACUUCACCGCCACCUUCACCGGCAUCCUCGACUACAUAUGGCACACUGCCGAUCGCCUCCGGGUCACGCGGGUGCUGGAGCAGAUCGAUCACAUCACGCUCACGGCCUACACCGCGCUCCCCUCCCCCCAGUACUCCUCCGACCACAUCGCCUUGAUGGCCGAGCUUGAAUUCUCGAUUGUGCGAUGA